CAAUUAAAAAUGAGACAUAGAAAUGAAAUCAAUGCUCUUCAAUAAAGAAUUAAAGGAGGAUAAGAUGAAUAAAAGAAAAAUCGUAGUCUCGACUUAGAAAAGUACAGUUACAUCUUAUAAUAUAUAGAUUAUUAUAAAAAUAUCAAAAUAUCAAAAAAGAAUUGGAAAUCAAAUAAAAGAUGGACAGAUUAGCAUUUGAAGGAUAAUUCACUAAUAAAGGUAGUUCCAAUCAAAGUGUUUAUAUGAGUUAAAUGUGA
Paramecium primaurelia is the source of this 257-nucleotide messenger RNA. The record is from the annotation of a GenBank genome assembly. NCBI's taxonomy places the organism in Eukaryota, Ciliophora, Oligohymenophorea, Peniculida, Parameciidae.